CGGGAGAUCUAAGUCUUGGUUGAGGUGAAGUGGCAGCUGCAGUAUUGGGAGAUGGCGCAGUUUGUGCGAGGUGACCCGCAGGAGCUGCUGGAGGAGGUGGAGUUGCAGAUUGAUGAUGCUGCCUUUUCAUUGACCAAGCUGCUUGAAGCAACAUCAGCCUUAUCAUCCCAGGUGGAAGAGCUUGCAUCUAAAUGCACAGAAAAUGCCCGAUUCCUGAAGGCCUGGCGAAACCUCUUGAAAGAGGGUUAUCAAUCUUUGCAGCCGAGCACUGCAGUUGUGGCUGAACUUCCAGUAUCUGGGCAAUGAUGUACCUUUCUCAUC
Messenger RNA from Nanorana parkeri, 321 nucleotides. RefSeq names its product chromosome unknown C4orf46 homolog (gene CUNH4orf46). The coding region runs from base 52 to 306 and encodes 84 amino acids. The transcript has 2 exons. The record is from RefSeq and is a predicted model, not a curated record. Lineage: Eukaryota; Metazoa; Chordata; Amphibia; Anura; Dicroglossidae.